Messenger RNA from Gavialis gangeticus (Gharial), 4734 nucleotides. It is a transcript of the gene JOSD1, whose product is annotated as Josephin domain containing 1. Bases 1238 to 1846 code for a protein of 202 amino acids. Gene Ontology annotation, biological process: protein deubiquitination. Gene Ontology annotation, molecular function: cysteine-type deubiquitinase activity. NCBI's taxonomy places the organism in Eukaryota, Metazoa, Chordata, Crocodylia, Gavialidae. The transcript is spliced from 5 exons. The record is from RefSeq and is a predicted model, not a curated record.
CUUCCUGAGUCUGCUCUUCGAUUGGCGGAGUUCCUGGCUCUGCCCCUUCGCUCUCUGGCUCCUUUGAUUGGAUUGGUGCCAAGCGGUGAGUGACAGCUGACGAGACCAAUGGGCAGCCUACAUAGCUGGGAGGACUCUGCGAAUGGGGACUACGACUCCCAGAACCCGCCGGGGCAGGGUGUAGCAGGCAUCCGUGCAUUGUCGUAGGGAUGGCUUGGAGGGGGCGACCCAGGAGGCUUCAUGUGCUGGGCGGAGUUUGCGGUAGUGCUGAGCCCACUGCACCUUGUGGCUGUAAGGGCUGAGCAGGUAGCUCUUCUAAUCCGAAUCCUUGGGAUCGCUUUAUGAUUGCCCAGAGCCCUGUGCAUGAAGCAGAGGGGAGGCGGGCAGGCUGGAGGGGCGUGUGCCACCGAAGCCAGGAGAAGUUACCGAGUUUGCAACCCCUAUCGGGGAGACCCUGCCUAGAAGGAGUGCACAGUGCGGCUUGGGAUCCCCCUGGCUUGGCCAGCCAGGACUGAGGGGGCUAGAGGAGUUGGACUGAAGGAGCUGGACUCAGACUUGCAGGGGGGAGUUGUGGGCUGCUGCUGUUUGAGCACUCUGGGACUAAAGGAGUGAUUGGGGACACCUUUGUGGGGGAAAUUUAAGGGCAGUGCAAGGGCACAGCUUCCUCUGCAGCGCCGAGCUGCCUUCUGCCUCCCUGGCAUUGAUCGCCCCUCUCAUCAGGACGCUGACACUGUGAUACAGCCCUGAGGCUUCCCUUCCCUUCUGCUAGUGGCAUCUGAGACAGCGCAUCCAGCUUUGGCCGUGCCGUGUGAACCAGGGCCCCGCUUCCCGGCCUGCCCCCGAUCCUUUCUCAGGGACACCCCGCACUGGUGAAGAUGGAAGAGAAGGAGCGGUGUGGCAAACUCCAGCUGCUCUGACCCUAAGGAGAUUCAAAGCUUUCGAUACUUUUUUUGAGGGGGGGUGGGGGUGGGGAGGGAAACACCCCCAGAGGGCAUUUUAUGGGGAGCAGGGGAAGAAAGGGGGAAAACAUUCCAGAUCUUCACGUGAUUUUUGCACCCGGCCGUCGGAGACGAUUGCUGAAUAAACUGAAGCCGAGAGUUGCAGGGGGUGUUACCAGCUGGAAACUGGAUUAGAGUGCAAAAGAGGAGAACAGUGGGCUGCUGUUUUGGUUGCAGGGGUAGAAACUUCAAACCUCUUUAUUCCUUACCAUCUUCCUCCUCAACUGCCCUAUGAGAAAAUGAGUUGCGUGCCAUGGAAAGGUGACAAAACCAAAUCAGAAUCACCAGAGCCGCCCCCGCUGGCCCCACUGCGUAUAUACCAUGAGAAGCAGCGCAGAGAGCUGUGUGCCCUCCAUGCCCUCAAUAAUGUCUUCCAGGACAGCAAUGCCUUCACCCGGGAAACACUGCAGGAGAUUUUCCAGAGAUUGUCUCCCAACACUAUGGUGACACCACACAAGAAGAGCAUGCUGGGGAAUGGAAACUAUGAUGUGAACGUCAUCAUGGCAGCGCUUCAGACCAAAGGCUAUGAAGCAGUUUGGUGGGACAAGCGCAGGGACGUUAAUGUCAUUGCUCUCUCUAAUGUGAUGGGCUUUAUCAUGAAUCUGCCCUCCAGCCUCUGCUGGGGUCCCUUGAAACUCCCCCUAAAACGACAGCAUUGGAUCUGCGUCCGGGAGGUGGGAGGCACCUACUACAACCUCGACUCCAAACUCAAGGUGCCUGAGUGGAUUGGAGGUGAAAGUGAGCUCAGGAAAUUUUUGAAACACCAGCUGAGAGGAAAGAACUGUGAACUUCUCCUGGUGGUACCAGAGGAGGUGGAAGCACAUCAGAGCUGGAGAGCUGACAUGUGACUUUGAUCUGCCCUCUCCCAUUACAGCUCCAGUCCCUUCCCUCACUGCCCUGAGGUCCUGUAAUCUGGAUAAUAGGUGCCCCAGUUCUCCUCUGGAACUUCCUUUUGUUGGGCUUUUUCUCUUUCUCUUUUGGUGCAAUAGGGCAGUGACAUAAGGGGUGGGGGCAGAGUGGAGCGGGUUGGAAGCUAGUCACUUCUUAAUGGAGAAGUGAGGAAAGCAAGUUCUGUGCUUUCCAGCUAAUUGGUAUGCAUAAUGCUUCAUAAAACAGGCUUUGGGGCUAAGGUGUUGUGGACCCCCCACUGUUCUAUUUUACCCCCCAGCCCACCUUAAAGACUGCAUAUGCUUGGACACUACUCCCUUCAGAACUUACCAAAGCUGCUCUGGCUGGAAGGUGGCUUCAGGGGGAGAAGAGGCCAAGCACUCUGCCUCCACUCUGCAACAAUAUCUCUCUCCAUAAGUUUUGUAGACAUUUGGAAUUACAUAUAAGGGUCUCUCAGGAAACUCUCCAACACUAGCAGUGAUACAGUGCUCUGGAGAAUCCCCUGCUGCUUAGCAGUACUUGUGCCAACUCAGCUACAGAAAGUGGUGGGGGCUAUCUUUAUGGAAACUUGUUGGUUAGGUAGGGGAUUUUUCUCUAAUGUCACUUAGGAUGUUUCACAUGGCCUGGUGAUUGUUUGGUGGUGUGAAGCUGGCUGGGUCAGGGAGGGAAGCACUAGCAAGACUAGGCUGGUUUGGAAAAUUCAAGUGUCUAGAGAGAAGAGUCAAGAGUUUUCUGAGGAGUGUGCGGGGUUUCCUUUGCUGCAGCAUGUAAUGCUAUUUCAGCUGUUCCUGCACGUUCACUUGGUAGUGCAGAAGCUUCUUACAAGGGUGAGGAAGAGGGGAAUAAAACUGAGGGUGUUUAAAAGGGAGUCAUUCCCUUUUAUUUCCCUCUGACUGGCUUGCUAAGGCAAAAAAAGGUGUGAAGUAAACCUGCCUAUGAAUAAACUAAGUAGAUCUAAAGACAUUGAAAAGGGGCUUUGCAAGUUAAGAUCUCUGCUUUUUGUAGUCACAAGCAGCCACUGGGGGAGAUGUGUACAGGGUCCAUGUGAAUGUCCUUUGAUGAUAAUUGAACCAAAUUCUUCCUUCAGUGUUGACUGACAUUCCCCUCUUGAUGAACCACCUUGCCCAUCACUCCCUCAUGAAGGGAGGAGGAACUAAGACAGGGAGACUCCAAUGGGAAUCUUCUCAUUUUUUUUUCCUGUCACCUCAGCUAGGUGCUGGGUAUAGUUCAAUCAUCAUUCCUUCUACAGCAGAAUAAGGAAACAGUGAGUUGAGGAUGGAUUUCAAGCUAAUUAGCUCUUUGUGGCUGGGAUGCUGUUUAUCACAUUUCCUGAUCCAUAUGCUAUCCACUCAGGCAGCAAAUAUACAAUAGCGCUGGAACCAAGGUGUCUGCCACUCCAGGUUGUGAGAAGGCUGGAGUCUUUGAAAAAAGGGCUGAGCACCACAACCAUCUCCUCUUACUUUAAGUGUUUGUUUUCCCUGUACAUGCCCUUGAACAGGGUGCUGUAAAUGUGAACAAGAUACAUCCUGGAUAAGCCAGUGUGAAGCUGAACUCAAACCACCAAAGCCAGCCCUUUGUAAAUUAAAGCAGUAGCCAUGAGACAACAGGACAAGAGUGAUGUUUUAACAACCUUUGGACAUCCCACAGGCACCAUGCUGCAGUCUUCUGAAGACACAUGGGCAGUGGCUUCUUUUUACAUUCAGCAUUUCUAUACAAGUCCAACUCCUUGACACAUUCCAAUGACCAAAACCAGCUGGCAGAAUUUUGAAACACUUCAUAAGCAGAGCACCAGGCCUGCAGGAAUUCUGCUUAUGACUUGAAGCCAUUUUCCAAGAAGGAAGAGGGAAAAAUUCUCCACAGCAAAGGAAUUUCCUAUGCUGACUAAAAUCGCACUUUGAAGAGACCCUUUAUUGCAUGGAAGCCGCAAGCCAAUGGAUCAGUGCACAAUAUGCAAAGACGUUUUAAAAACACUUUGGGGCUACCUCCCUCUCUUUAUGUCUAAAGACCACUGUUUCACCCUUGGGGAAAUCAUGUGAUCCAGCUGCUCAGGAAAAGGGAAACUGUAUGAUCUCAUCCCUGAGGAACAGGGCCUUGGUGACAGAGAGGGAGGGGAAGCAGCCCACUCCCACUGCUUGAUAGUGGGGAAGCCCACUUUUGUUUUCUUGCUUGUUUGGUUUUGUUAGAGCCUUGUCUUGAGUUUGUUUACAAAGAUGUAUUUUGUUUAACCAAAUAUUGAAAAUGGAAAAUUCUCCAUAUACAUGUCUCAUCACUUCUGUGUGUUCAGCUGAAUUGUUCUGUAUCAAAGUAUGUAAAGGAAAAAUAAAUUUUUUCUCUUUGGUAUGAAGUUGUGUUUUUGAAGAAAAUUACCUGGAACAGAACUGCUCUGUUAUCCCUGGACACCAUUCAGUCACCUCAAGUACCUCACCUGUCAAAACUUAUCUUCAUAUAGGAACUGUACCAAGACCGCAUACAUCAAGCAGGAGGUUAACUCCAGCAACUAGAGGACACAAAAAGAAUUUGCCUCCCAUAAGGGGGAUUACAAAAACCACAGUGUUUAGGCUGAAUUUUAUUUAAUAUUCAAUACAAAAAAAUUAUGCAGCUGACUUCUGAAGUGUAGCUUUAUGAUGCAAAAUAGAAUCAGCACAGAUGCAAUCCUCAACUGAGUCUGCUACCCUACUUCUUCCCCAAACUAAAAAACCACAGUGAAAAUGUUUGCAAGCAAGUCUUACAUAACUCUCUCCAUAGGGCACAGAUGUUUAUGCCACCCUUCCUCAUCUACUCCACCACUGAGAAAUUCACUCUUGCUUCUUUUUCUCAUAGAUCUCUCCUAACCUUGCUUUAGCCAGGA